Molecule: messenger RNA, 1188 nt
Organism: Knipowitschia caucasica
Lineage: Eukaryota; Metazoa; Chordata; Actinopteri; Gobiiformes; Gobiidae
Source: the annotation of a GenBank genome assembly
AUGUCACACACAGAACAAGGAAGAGAGGAAGAGGAGAGGAAAAGGAGAGGAAGAGGAGAGGAAGAGGAGUGGAAGAGGAGGGGAAGAGGAGUGGAAGAGGAGGGGAAGAGGAGGGGAAGAGGAGGGGAAGAGGAGGGGAAGAGGAGAGGAAGAGGAGAGGAAGAGGAGAGGAAGAGGAGAGGAAGAGGAGAGGAAGAGGAGGGGAAGAGGAGGGGAAGAGGAGAGGAAGAGGAGGGGAAGAGGAGAGGAAGAGGAGAGGAAGAGGAGGGGAGGGAACCCUAUCUCCUCGCGCCUCCUCUGCGCCUCCUCUCCCUCUGUCAGACCCUGUAUCCUGGCCCCUCCUCUGGGUGCCCUUCCCGAUAUAGACUGUUGCGCCUCCACUUCCUCUGCGCCUCCACUUCCUUUGCACCUCCUCUGCACCUCCUCUCCCUCUGUCAGACCCUGUAUCCUCGCGCCUCCUCUGCACCUCCUCUCCCUCUGUCAGACCCUGUAUCCUGGCGCCUCCUCUGCACCUCCUCUCCGUCUGUCAGACCCUGUAUCCUCGCCCCCUCCUCCUCUGCACCUCCUCUCCCUCUGUCAGACCCUGUAUCCUGCGCGCCUCCUCUGCACCUCCUCUCCCUCUGUCAGACCCUGUAUCCUGCGCCUCCUCUGCACCUCCUCUCCCUCUGUCAGACCCUGUAUCCUGGCGCCUCCUCUGCACCUCCUCUCCCUCUGUCAGACCCUGUAUCCUGGCGCCUCCUCUGCACCUCCUCUCCGUCUGUCAGACCCUGUAUCCUCGCGCCUCCUCUGCACCUCCUCUCCCUCUGUCAGACCCUGUAUCCUGGCGCCUCCUCUGCACCUCCUCUCCCUCUGUCAGACCCUGUAUCCUGGCGCCUCCUCUGCACCUCCUCUCCCUCUGUCAGACCCUGUAUCCUGGCGCCUCCUCUGCACCUCCUCUCCCUCUCUGUCAGACCCUGUAUCCUGGCGCCUCCUCUGCACCUCCUCUCCCUCUGUCAGACCCUGUAUCCUUGCGCCUCCUCUGCACCUCCUCUCCCUCUGUCAGACCCUGUAUCCUGGCGCCUCCUCUGCACCUCCUCUCCCUCUGUCAGACCCUGUAUCCUGGCGCCUCCUCUGCACCUCCUCUCCCUCUGUCAGACCCUGUAUCCUGGCGCCUCCUCUGGGUACCCUUCCCGAUACAGACGUUGCUGA